CACUUGUAUUCCCCCAACAACACCUAACACCAUAAAUUUCUUCUCCUUCUAUCGGAUUCUCCUCGCCGGCUACCUUCUACAUCCGGUGACUACCCCAUGCUUCUGCAUUUGUGAAUUUAGCUUCAUCUCUUUAUUGUCUGGAACCAGUUUGAAUCUGAAGCUUGAAGAGGUUCUGGUAUUUGCAGCUAUGGUGGUGGAGGGGAAUUUUUGUGGAUUGUACUUCAAUUUUUUGUGAGAUUUUUUGGGUUUCGAAGCCUUGAGCUUGCUUUGUCUUUUGUUGUUGGGUGUAUAUGUGGCUGUGAUUGUUGUUGUUGGGUUUGUUUUUUCUUACUGGUGUACAGUAGCCAAGAUUAGGGUUUCGAAAAGGAAAAACCCUAGCUCUGUUGGUUUGUUGUUGUAAAUUUGUUUUGGAAUUGGGGCCAGCAUGUUAGGGUUUCGAGGCUCAAACUUGCUUGCUGAGCUGUAAUUUGUUGUUGCUGUCGUUGUUUACAAGAUUGGAGCAUUUGUUGUGUACUUAGUCACAUAAUGAAGAGAUUGACAUCGAGUGACGAUCUUGAUUCGUAUAGUGAGAAGCUCGCCUCCAAAGAGUCGAACCCGAAUCGGUCAUCUUCUUCACAUCGGAGCUUCUACUAUAAAUCUGAUAAUGCACGGAAGAAUCUGAUGUCUUCAUCUUCAUCCUCAGGCAGGUACAAUCGCAGUGGGGAUGAUGAUGAUCGUCCUAUACGUAAGCGAUCUAAUCAUGAAUUUGAUGGCUUUGAUCGGAGGAAAGGGUUUGAUAGAUACAGCAGUUGCAGUAGAGAUGGGUAUAGUGGCGAUGGAGGUGGUGGAGAUAGGGUAAUUCACCGCUCAGAGAGUUUCUCUGUUCCUCGAAGGGAGUUCCCAAAGGGGUUUAGAUCCGAGAGGGAUCGUUCAAGGCGAGAGGGAAGUGUCUCCUCAUGGCGAAGAUUUGGUUAUGGUGGUAGAGGUUCUGAUAGUAAAGAAUUCAGUGCAGGCAGCAAGGAGUUGGAGGAGAGGGGAGGAGGAAGUAGUGGUGUAAGGUCGCCGAUGGGAUCCAGGGAUAUGUUGAAGUCGCCGAGCUGGUCAAGGGAUUCAGGGAGUGAGCAAUCGAAGGCCAGGGGGGUCUGGGAGUGGAAGGGAAAUGAGAGCGAGAGGGAGAGGGUGAAGGAGAGGUCGCCCACAUGGUCAAAGGAUUCAGGGUGUGAGCAGUCUAGGAGUGUGGAAAUGAAGAAGACCAAAGUAGAGUGGAAGGGCAACAGUGGGAUUAGUAGUGAGAUGGAAGAGGGGGAACUUGAACCAGAACCCAAAUCAUCUUUUCAAGGUUGUACUGAUGAUGAAAAUGACAAUGAGAUCAAAGGUAGAAAAGAUGAUGGGUUGGAUGCUGAUCCUAGUGAGGCUGAGGAUGUUCAGAGUGAAUUAAGGGUUGAGGAGACCGAUAAAAUUGUGGAAGGCGUAGAGGAAGAGACAAAAGAAGGAGAUCCUUUCAAGAUGAAAGAUGUGGUGGAUGAUUGUGAUAAGGUAAAUGAGUUUGAGAAGAACUUAGAUGAUGAGUCUGCCGGUGGUCAUGAUGAUAUUGGAGUUGCAACCGCUGAUGCCAAGGAACAAGAGGAGGAGGAAGAUGGUUUAAAGCAGAGUAAUGAAUGUAAGGUGGAAGAUAAUUUAAAGAAGAGUAGUGAUUCUCUGGAAGAAACAAGAAAUGGUACGUUUGCUGAUAAAUCAUAUGAUUUGGAGGGGGAAAGUAAGCAAGACAAGGGAAUUGAUCUUGAGGCAGAGGUAGAGAUGGAGGAUGUUGAAAUGCCAAAUUCAAAUGAGGAAAAUGCUACAGAGCUUGAAGUGAAUACCAAUGUUGCAUCAGAAGGUUCUGAGCAGAAUGUUAAAGACAAAGGCAAAAGCGUGGGUGUCACACCUCUCCGUGUUGUUGAUUAUGUGGAAGACAAUGUAUGGAUGGGAAGAGAAUCAAGAGAUGCAAUACCUUUCAGGGAUGAUGACAUGGAAGGGCCGAGUACAAGGGGAUUUGAAUUGUUUUCUAGUUCGCUUGUUCGAAGAGCUGAGAAAGCUGACCAAGCAGUGGAUGUUAAGCAGAGAGAUGACAAGUUAACACUUGAGCCACUUGAUCUUUCUCUUAGCUUGCCAAAUGUUUUAUUACCUAUUGGCGCAUCAAGAGAUUCAAACGUGGCUCCCAGUUCCCCUAGUCAUGCAAGGAGUGUUCAGUCCUUAACUAACACAUUUCAUACAUAUUCUGAUGGGUUUACUGCAUCAAUGUCUUUUUCAGGUUCUCAGUCAUUUUAUCACAACCCAAGCUGUUCGUUGACUCAGAAUUCAUUGGACAAUUAUGAACAAUCAGUCCAUAGCCGCCCUAUAUUUCAGGGAAUUGAUCAACUAUCUCAAGGUGCUUGGCAGGGACUGUCUCAGAAUGAUUCAAGGCAUAAAGAAGUUCCUUUGUAUCAAAGAAUCCUAAUGAACGGUAAUAGCUCUCUUCAACAGUCUCAACCUUUACAGGGUAUUUCAAAUGGUCAGCCUAGGCAGGCAAGCUCGAAGAUGCCCAAUGGACUGGAGAGGCAGUUGAGUUUUCAUAAACAGCUGUCAGGAGGACAACCUAAGUAUCAGGACGAUGUUAAAUCCCCUUCGCACAGUGUAGGAUCUCACGAAAUUGUCUCCAACUAUAGUUUCGAAAAGAAGAGAUCAGUGAGAGAGAAGCAUAGCGGUAACUUGUAUAGAACAAGUAGCCAGAAGGAACAAGAGCAAUUUCUUAUUGGUGGGGCUGCGUUUGUGGAGACAAUCAUUAGCAGGAUAGUUUCUGAACCUGUUCACUUGAUGGCAAGAAAGUUUCACGAAAUGACGGGACAAUCCGUGUCACGUCUAAAAGAGAGCAUUCGUGAAAUCAUGUUUAGUGCAGAGAAGCAUGGACAACUAGAUGCAGUUCAGAAUGCACUGCAGAAUAGGUCUGACUUAACCUUGGAGAUGUUAUUAAAAUCCCACCGUUCACAGUUGGAAAUCUUGGUUGCUUUGAAAACUGGUCUACCGGAGUAUCUUCAGCUAGACAGCAGUGUUUCAUCUUCUGAUAUAGCUGAGAUCUUUCUCAACUUAAAAUGCAGAAAUCAAUCUUGUAGGAAUCCUUUGCCAGUGGACGAAUGUGAUUGCAAAGUUUGCGUGAAGAAAAAUGGUUUUUGCAGUGCUUGUAUGUGUCUUAUUUGUUCAAAGUUUGACAUGGCAUCUAACACAUGUAGUUGGGUUGGGUGUGAUGUCUGUCUACAUUGGUGCCAUGUGGACUGUGCACUGCGGGAGUCUUUUAUUAGAAAUGGGCGGAGUGCAACUGGGGCUCAAGGGACAACUGAGAUGCAGUUCCAUUGUGUGGCUUGUGAUCUUCCUUCUGAAAUGUUUGGUUUUGUGAAGGAGGUUUUUCUAAAUUUUUCUAAGGAUUGGACUAUGGAAACAUUUUGUGAGGAACUUGAAUAUGUCAAGAGGAUUUUUCGUGGAAGCAAGGAUGUGAGAGGUAAACGGCUGCAUGAAAUUGCUCACCAGAUUCUGGCAAGAUUGGUUGCUAAUAAGUCUGACCUUCCUGAGGUUUAUAGUAAUCUCAUGAGUUUCCUGACUGAAACUGAUUCUUCAAAGUUCAAGGAUACAACAUUCUCGAUGAAGGAACAAGUGAAAGCAAGUAAUGGGAUUGCAGGGCCCAGCCAGGACAGUGGUUGGCUUAAGUCUGUUCGUAUGGAAAAAGCUCCUCAGUUGGAACGGUCAGGCAGCCUAAUUCCAAGCCACUAUGAUGACAGGAAUGAAAAGCGCCCUCUGGAGUCGGAGUUGAUGAGAAGCAUCCAAAAGGAACCGGUUUUUGAUGAACUGGAGAGCGUUGUGAGAAUUAAGCAAGCAGAGGCUAAGAUGUUCCAAGCACGUGCUGAUGAUGCAAGAAGAGAAGCAGAGGGCUUGAAACGUAUUGCAAUUGCAAAGAAUGAAAAGACUGAGGAAGAGUAUGCAAGUAGAAUUGCAAAAUUGCGUCUAGACGAGUCUGAGGAAACGCGUAAAGAGAAAUUUGAGGAAUUUCAGGCUUUGGAAAGGGCACAUCGAGAAUACUUCAAUAUGAAGAUGAGAAUGGAAGCAGAUAUCAAAGAUCUAUUAAUGAAAAUGGAAUCUACUAGACGGAAUUUCACAAUGUGAUUGGCUGAUCAACUGGGUUCUUGAUUAAAAUGUUCAUCAUGACAGGUAGUUCUUACUGCUGCACAUUGUAUGUUGUACUAUAACUUGUUGGUUCCUGUUUGUUCUAGCGUUUUAAUAUAGUUAUUUCUUUCUUUUCUUCAAUCUUUCUAGUUUCCGUCUUCCGUUUGCCUCUUUUGUGCUGCUUAACCUGAAUCUGUACAGGAACUAUAAAAUCUGUUUACGUUACAAACAGGUUCCGUUAAUGGAAGCAAGCCAUUUGAAAGAGAUGAUAAA
Molecule: messenger RNA, 4422 nt
Organism: Tripterygium wilfordii
Lineage: Eukaryota; Viridiplantae; Streptophyta; Magnoliopsida; Celastrales; Celastraceae
Product: protein OBERON 4-like
Exons: 3
Coding region: 526-4149 (1207 amino acids)
Cellular component (GO): nucleus
Source: RefSeq, a predicted model, not a curated record